GCAGAGUGUUACCAGCGGCGGGGUAAGUCCAGUGUCAGUGGACGUUCGCGCGUCGUCACAGUGGCACGAUGAUCGUUAUCGGGGUUUGUGUCCUGUGUCUCGCGACUGCAGUUACUGCACUGAGUGAUCCUGCUGCAGAUCUACCGAGAUUCGGCAAACCCCUGAAUAAUCUCACGGUCUCAGUUGGACGAGAAGCCAUUUUCACGUGCAUUGUGGAGAAUCUCGGGCCUUACAAGGUGGCAUGGCUACGAGUCGACACGCAGACCAUCCUAACGAUAGCAAGUCACGUUAUCACGAAGAAUCACCGAAUUUCAGUAACGCACAGUGGCCAUCGCACGUGGUCUCUACAUAUACGAGACACGCGAGAGACGGAUCGUGGCUGGUACAUGUGCCAAGUUAAUACAGAUCCAAUGUCCAGUAAUACCGGAUUUUUGGAAGUUGUUGUACCACCGGACAUUCUCGAUUAUCCAACGAGUACGGAUAUGGUUGUGAGUGAAGGAAGUAACGUUACCCUGAGGUGUGCUGCUACUGGGACACCUGAGCCAACUGUUACAUGGAGACGUGAGGCUGGGGCAAGGAUAGCACUGCCAAAUUGGCAUGAUGCGCAGGUAUUGGAGGGCCCGGAGCUGGAAUUAAUUAGAGUGACUCGACUGCACAUGGGUCCUUACCUGUGCAUCGCUUCUAAUGGUGUACCACCCUCUGUUAGCAAGAGGAUCUUACUCAUCGUUCAUUUUUCACCGAUGAUUCAAGUGGAGAAUCAGCUGAUUGGAGCUUACGACAAUCAGAGCCUAGUUCUGGAGUGCAACAGUGAGGCUUAUCCACGGCCAAUUGUUUACUGGACUAGGCCAACGAACGAGACCAUAGUAAACGACAACAAUUACCAGGUGGAGGUCAGUACCAAUGGCUACGUGACCAGAAUGAGAAUGAUAAUUAGAUCGAUCAGACCACAGGACUACGGAUCUUUCCGUUGCGUAGCUACCAAUUCACUGGGACAGACAGAUGGAAAAAUAAAAUUAUACAUUACCAUUUUGGCUCUAUACCAUUUUUAAAAAGAGAAUUCAGUGGAAUAAACGAAAUUUCAUUUUCGUGUACAUAUUUCACAGUAUGAUUCUCCAAUUCAAUGAGUAAUUUUUCAUCGGAUAUUGUAUUAUUGUGAAUACGUAUUCGGGAUUAUAUCUGCAUUGAACAUGGUGUAUACUGGUUUUUAAAGUAAUCCCCGUUAUUAUCUCACUACAAAUUUUCACUGUAUUUUCCAUCAAACUGUUCUGUCCAUAUUCAAUCGUCGGUGGCCGGAAAUAUUCGGCUAAAAUAAUAUCUACGAAUUUCAAUCAACCUAAAUGCAGAAUGUACUAAAUAAUAAAAUAAAAAUUUAAGUAAAUGUGAAUUAGUGGAUUUGUUAACAAAGGUCAAAAAUUCCAUUCAAUAGUCUGUUGAAUCAUUUGUAAUCAUCUCAAGAACUAAUUUUAUGAUUCUACAAUAUAUCUACAAUUGAUCGUAGAAUUCAUUCAGCACUAAUUCGGGGGGAGUAAAGAUAAGUCGUGAGUAUUGAAGGUUGUUAUGGGCCAACAGAAAGAGAAAGAUGUGGAGAGCGCAUAUUAAUUCAAUCGCUACCCUCUUGAGAGCGCCUAACAUUACUAUUGAACUCGAUAUGACCAAAUUUCGCGAUAAUUAUCGAUUCACAGAAAAUGUCACGCUUGAAAUUUCAAGAAUUUCUACAAUUAAAAAUUUUCGAUGACGUUUGAAACUGUCAAUACCCCAUGCAUCACACUAAUAGGGAUCGACAAGGCAAAUCACUCAUGCAUAUCAAUGACUUAUAGACUCGACAAGUAAAAGCUGUAAUAAAUAAACUUAUAAUGCGCUGAGUGUGCAUGACAUCCGUAUGUUGAGAGAAAUGUUGAAAAAAAUAAAUAACUCCAGGAGAUUUACCUGCACGAUUGAAGCACUGUUCGUAACCGUCAAUACAUUUUUAUGACGUCAGAAUAAUUCAAUGACGCAUAAAACAUAAAGGGAUGUUGGAUGCACCGCGGUCACGUCACAACACCGCUCCAAUGUGUCAGUCGUCGAGUUGCCAGUAGAAAAAGUCCAUCCAAUCUAUUGGAAUGACGUGUGCGGUCCAAAUACCGUGACGCAUAUGGGUGCGAGGGAAAAUAAAUAAAAUGAAGUGAUGAAUUCAAGGGGUUUGAGUAGACAUUUUCCCCUGAUCUGUCGUAAAAUCUGGAGCAUAUGAUCCUUUUUUGUGACUUCGCGUUUGAAUACACGACGAGUUCGUCGUAAUUUUGAACAUUUAUUAGGUACUGUUAAACUCGAUUACGCCUUUUUUAUAUUCUGGUGUUGUUGUUAACCCUUAAAAGUGCUGAAAAAAAAUUCAGUUCCUAGUUCAAAGCUUUUGUUAGCCGCUGGUGCUGUACAUGUUUAUCUUGGAAAACUUGUGCAGCUAAAAAAAGACACAAGACACGAAUGGAAAAACAAUGGGCCUUGCUCGGUUCCACUGUUGCUACAUUCAUUUCCACAUUUAAAUUGUGCCCACAGCGAUAUGGGCGAAUAUGGCAACAGUAUGGUCGGUUUAAGCGCGAUGGAUUAAGAUUAAAAGAAAGAAAUCAGCAUAUAUUUGUAAGACGCCUUAAAUUGUUUUCUAAUGAGCGACAAGGCCCAUUUUGAUAGGUCCCAUACAUUAGUGAUAAGGGAAAGUAAUUUAUGAAAGUUUCAAUUACCCUCGUUCAAUGCAUUAACCUCCCCUUUGCCUCUGUCAGAAAUGCAAAUAAAGUAAUAAAUGAAGGGAAUGAAGAACGUGUACAUAUGAUCAAUGACCACUCCAGCUGGAUAAAUUAAUCUCCCUAUUUAUUAAAUUGAAGAACUCCCUUUUUCAUUAAAAUUGUUGUCACAAGUGGCAUUCAAAUUCCCAAUAUUUAUACCUUUUCCGCCAUUUUCCCUGUCAUGUAUUGUCGCGCUUGUACCAAACUAUCACUAAACUCGUCGUUUCUCUCCAUGUUUUUACGAUAGAAACGGUAAUUGGAACAUCGUUACCCGGUGGACGAUUGUCAUAGUCCAUUCAAAUGUUCCACGUCCAAGCAUUCUGCGACCCCGAGUCGUCAAUAAAAAACCGGCCACACAGGAAUAAAAAACAAACUUCUGAUAAAAGAAGAGGAAAAUACAAAUGUAGAUGAAUUCUGUACGCACGAUUGUACGACAAAAUUGAUAUGGGAAAUGACAGUGAAUUUUGAAAAAAAUUUUCAACAAGCGGAUGGAUUGAAAGUCCAGAGAAAUUUCCCAGUAUUGACUCAUCGAUUGCUACCACACUCCAACCCAGGCCCAUAGGGAUAUUCUGAAAGCAGAGUGACCUCGGCCAACAUCGACAAAACACAUAACCGUAUCUCAGAGACGACACGACCCCGUCCGUUUCUAACCGUACAACCACGAAAAUGAGAAAUCCGGGGUGAAAAGGGGAUGGGGAUCAGGAGGGAGGUGGCCGCAUUUACAUUGGACAUCGAUCGAACAUGGGAUUAACGAGUGUAGGCUGGUUUUAUUGGAGAUGUUGUUAGAAGGUUCAGCUUCAGUCAAUCUGGGGCUUGAGCCAUUCAAUGAGCGCUAUCACUCCCCCCUCUUUUCCCCUCUGAUAACUCAAAAAACCACGUGAUGAAAAAAACGUGGUAUUCAAUGGAGCCGUCCUAAUGUAUAAAAAUUAAAAACUUAGAUGUCAGGUGUCACCAGGUUUCAAUAUUUAGCUGAUGAAUGAUUUCUCAGAGUUCAUUUAUCCCUUCUCA
Molecule: messenger RNA, 3761 nt
Organism: Diachasmimorpha longicaudata
Lineage: Eukaryota; Metazoa; Arthropoda; Insecta; Hymenoptera; Braconidae
Product: lachesin-like
Exons: 8
Coding region: 69-1049 (326 amino acids)
Cellular component (GO): neuron projection
Source: RefSeq, a predicted model, not a curated record